UGGCACAAGCUGGUUUCACAUGAGCACAGCUGGGUGUUUGUGUCACUGCUGCGCCGCGAAGAAGCUGGAAGAAGUCUGCUCAGUGGUGUAUGCAUCUUCCCUCUGAGAAAAAUGCUGCAAUCUGAAGAAUGCAGCUAGCUAGGACAAGAAAGAAGAGUGACAUCUCAGUGUGAGUGGUGAUCUUCCCCAAAUUUGUGCCUUUUGGCUUGGACACUGAGUGGGGGAGUCAUCGAGCGUGUUUGUGGUGGAUGUUUGUAUGGAUGCAGUCUCGUGCAUGCACAUUUAGGACCCUGGCCUGAUGGAAAAGAGAGACAGGAAGCCGGGAUAUUUUGCCAGGCUGAAGAGGCGGCGGCAGCUCAAGCAGAGCCAAUCGGACAAGAAUGUGAACGAGCAGAACCCGGCGAUCAUCUCCUGUCCAGGCAUCCCAAACGAAGGUGAAGCCAAUAAGAGGGCGGACCUGCAGAGAAUAACCGUAAAACCACCUGCGAGCUCAGACAGCAGCUGUAAAAGUAACAAUCAGGCAAAAAGGGAGAAGAAGAGGCCACCGGGGACAGUGGAGAUAGUUGUGGGAGCUGACGAUUCCCUCAACAGCAUCGCUCUCAAGUUCAACAUCACGCCAAACAAACUGGUCCAACUGAACAAGCUCUUUUCUCGUAGCGUCUACCCCGGUCAGAAGCUGUUUGUCCCCGAUGUGAGCCAGUCAGACACUGAUUUAAAGUCUCCCAGUUCCUCUGAUCCCACGUUCUCAAAUGACUUGUCCAAGAAACCAUCACACUAUGGCCUUUCAAACUGUAGGUCAGCAAAAUCCGUCCGGCGUGAGCUCUCCCCAAACUCGGAGGACGAGAGCCCGUCAGCUGUGAAAUUCAUCAAGAUGAGCUGUAAAUAUUUCACUGAUGGCAUGGGAGUGGUGGGAGGUGUUCUGAUCGUGACGCCCAACAACAUCAUGUUUGACCCCCACAAGUCCGACCCGCUGGUGAUUGAGCACGGCUGCGAGGAGUACGGCCUCAUCUGCCCCAUGGAGGAGGUCGUUUCCGUGGCGCUGUACGACGAUGUGUCGCGCAUGAAGCUCAAAGACGUGCUGCCAUCAGACCGACCCCAGGAUCUGUGUCCUGUGUACAGGCCUGGUGAGUGGGAACAGCUGCCAUCAGAGCAGGACCUGAACCCCUUCAGCCGCUAUGAAGCUCUUGAUCCAAAGCGACCAAUCGUCCUGGAUGACAUUGAAUCGGCGCUGUCUGAAACCGGGAGUACAGAGGGAGAGCUGACGGAGCAGUCUCCGUCAGAUGAGGGAUUCACAGAGUUGGAGGCGACUGUCAACGGAAGCAGUGAGGAAGCAGAGGGAACGUUCUCCAGAGCUCCCAGCACUGUCAGCAGGGACAAACUGAAGCUACAGGGACCAGGCUUUCCAGGCCAGGAAGACUUUGAGGACAAGUUGAAGCUUGAUCAAACAAAAGGGAAGCUGGAUGAUGAAGAGGACGAAGGCGUGAAUCAGAACAGCUCCAUUGAGGAUGGAGAGUCGAUACAAUCCUCCUCAGACACAGGAAAACGAGGCGACGCGGGGCGUGGAAAACCCACAAGCCAAGAGGCAACCGAAACCAAAGAUAUCAACCAUAAAGGGACCAUGGAGCUCCUGCUGAACGGGGAAAGGAUCGACGCAUCACUGGACCAAAACAGGAAGUUGAGCCUGAGCCAGGCUGCAGAGGCUCCUUGGAACUCUAGUCCCAAAAUGCAAAGCUUGGACAGACCAGCAGAGGGAGAUGAACUCAGUGAGGAGGAGAGACGGAAGAAAAACUAUGAAGCUGAGGUGAAGUCGUGGCUGAUGGAGAGGAUGCAGGUGCCGAUAGAAGAUAUGCUGUUUUCAUCAGAGGAGAAGAGUAAAAACCCUCCGAUGUUCCUCUGCUUCAAAGUGGGCAAGCCGAUGAGGAAGUCCUUUGCCACUGGAAUGAACUUUAGCCCUGCCCACUCCUUUGGAGGCUGUGGAAAACAGCCAGAAUACUGGUUUGCCGUGCCACAGGAAAGGGUGGACCAUCUGUAUGCAUUCUUUGUGCAGUGGUCUCCGGAUGUGUACGGCAAAGAGGCUCGAGAGCAGGGCUUUGUUGUGGUGGAGAAAGACGAGCUGGACAUGAUCGAUAACUUCUUCAGUGACCCCGCGUCUUGCAGCUGGGAGAUCAUUACCCUAGAUGAGGCGAAGCGGCGGCAGAGUUUUGGCAGCCAUGACGGAGAGCUGUCUGUGGAGGCGCUGCCCAUACUCGGCGACACCAGUGACGUGCUGCAGGACACGCACAUCGAGAAACUUGCUUGUCGCCUGCCGGCGCGAGUGCAGGGUUACCACUGGAGACUGGCCUACAGCACUGUGAAGCACGGAACCAGCCUUAAGACUCUGUACAGAAACCUGGCAGAUGUGGACAGUCCUGUCCUGCUGGUCAUCAAAGACAUGGACAAACAGAUAUUUGGGGCCUUCUCGACUCAUCCCUUCAGAGUGAGCGAACACUGCUACGGCACUGGAGAAACCUUCCUCUACAGCUUCUGCCCUGAAAUCAAGGUGUUCCGGUGGACAGGGGAGAACUCCUACUUUGUGAAAGGCAAUACAGAUUCUCUGCAGAUGGGAGGAGGGGGUGGUCAGCUGGGUCUGUGGCUGGACGCUGAGCUGUACCGAGGUGCCUCCACCCAGUGCGCCACCUUCAACAACCAGCCUCUGUCGACUCAGCAGGACUUCAGCAUCCACAGUCUGGAGGUCUGGACUUUCGAGUAGCUUUCGAGGUAUUUCUUCAUUCAUGCUCCGCUCCACGACCUCAAAAUGUCAGACACCACCAAGUCUGUUACACACCACUUGAAGUCAAACCUAACUACCCCACCAUGACACUACAUGGUCAGUGAGAGUAGACAGAAAGCAGCCUGUGGCGUUUUCAAAGCGACUGAAAGCAGCGCUUGAAAUGUUCAUUCUGUUUUGACGUGGGUUUGACCUGCAGGGAGUUUGACCACUUAAUGCUUGGUUCAUGCUUCCGUUUAAAGACCAACUGUGUGAAAACGCUGCUGUCUUAGUUUAUUUGCUGCCUUACACAUGCGACAACAGCACCAGCUUCCACAGCAUGCUGACUAUAGACUGCCUCAGCACCCUAAGCUUGUGAGGAUCGAGGGAAUAAGAAGCUGACUUUAGUGUGACGUGAAUUCCAAAUUGCUGUAGGUUUGUGCAGAGAUGGCAAUUGAUGCGAUUCUGGGAAUGUACAGGCUUGUAUACCAUAGAUGGUUUGCUUUAUCCUUUUUGUUUGUUUGUUUUUUAAUUGAAACUUGAAGGAAAUUGGAAAAUGCCAGGUCAGAUUUUUAAUUUCUCCACUAUAAAAUUAGUUUUUAAUAAGGAAAAUGCUGUAAUUGUUUACAACAGAAGGGUUGCACUUCCUCCGAAGGCUGUCUGGAGUUUUAAAUGUAGCCAGUGAGAAGGGUUUCAUUGCGUUUCUUCGUGAGUAUAUGUAACGUUUUCUUUCCCCCCAUACGAGCCAAAAACAAGCGCUAAAGCCAGGAAACGUUUGCAGUGACCAAAUAUCUUCUUUUUAAGUUUGAUUUGUUGUUAAUUUGUCAUGUUUUAUAAAAAUAUUUUUAGAUUUUAUUUUUUACAUUUAUUUUUGCAUUCUGUCUUUAUAAAUAACCAUAUAAUAAUGGUUCUGAUUUUAUAGAAAAGUGUACUGCUAAGCAUUUCUGUUUGUGAUUGGACUCAAGCACUUGAAAUGUCUGUUCAGCAUUAAAUUCAUGUCUCACGAUGACUCAUUUUAUAUCUCCUUAAAUUUUGUUUUUUAUUAUUAUUUCCGGUCAUUGUUGAGAGACAUGCAGCCAAUAGAGUUUGAACAGGAUGUGACCAAUGUAAUUAAGCAUUUCUCUAAUGUAAACUUUUGUUACUGAACGUUUAAUCAUCACUGCACACGUGGGAAAGCUGCCUUUACUCAAAAAUGGAAAAAGGGAGGGGGGGGGGGAUCACUUUUUGCACUCUGACAUGCCACUUACUAAAACUUCACAUCUACGAACAUAGAAAAGAGAUUCUCAUUUAUAUCAUGUGUAUGUGACACAGGCUUGUAGUGCAUGAACAUGCAGUACUGCAGACGUCUGGCACCCAUGUUACAGCGAUAGCCUCCCUGUCAUACUGUCCACCUUUGCCAAUUACUCGCUUCAUGUGAAAAUGAGCUCUAUUGUCUGUAGCCCUUCAGUGUUGUUACUGUGAAUGCUGUAAAAGUAUUAUUUCUUGUGAAUCCAAAACUGCUGUGUACUGUGAUAUCACUAAGGAUCUAUUUAUUGUGUUGUUAUUGCAACCACAUUUAAACUUAAAUAAAUGUUCCAUAUAUACAUAAA
Molecule: messenger RNA, 4335 nt
Organism: Solea solea (common sole)
Lineage: Eukaryota; Metazoa; Chordata; Actinopteri; Pleuronectiformes; Soleidae
Gene: ncoa7b
Product: nuclear receptor coactivator 7
Exons: 17
Coding region: 299-2749 (816 amino acids)
Biological process (GO): regulation of transcription by RNA polymerase II; response to oxidative stress
Cellular component (GO): nucleus
Source: RefSeq, a predicted model, not a curated record